AUUUACACGUGCUUCUCUUGCUUUUUUUCCCAUUUGCCUCAGCAUCAUAUAAUCAAAAUCAUCCCUUUCAGUUUUUUCUGUUGUGUAAUCUUUGUAUCUUGGAAUUAUCUUCUAAUCCUACUAAGUCAAAUAACUACAUUUCAAAAUGGGUAAAGUUCAUGGAUCAUUAGCUCGUGCUGGUAAAGUCAAAUCUCAAACUCCAAAAGUUGACAAAACUGAAAAACCAAAGACUCCAAAAGGUCGUGCUCGUAAGAGAAUGUUGUACACUAGAAGAUUUGUCAAUGUUACUUUAACUAAUGGUAAAAGAAAGAUGAAUCCUUCUCCAGCUUCUUCAUAGGUUCAAUGUAUUUUUCAUAUUGGUUUGUUGCGGUAAAUUUUUUUUUCAAUAAAGUACAAUAAUAUAAUCAUAUAAUAAUUUCAUAUUUUAAUAGUAUAACUGUAUUUAUAUGAAC
Molecule: messenger RNA, 452 nt
Organism: Ascoidea rubescens DSM 1968
Lineage: Eukaryota; Fungi; Ascomycota; Saccharomycetes; Ascoideales; Ascoideaceae
Gene: RPS30A
Product: 40S ribosomal protein eS30
Exons: 2
Coding region: 146-337 (63 amino acids)
Biological process (GO): translation
Cellular component (GO): cytosolic small ribosomal subunit; ribosome
Molecular function (GO): structural constituent of ribosome
Source: RefSeq, a predicted model, not a curated record